Mycena citricolor is the source of this 3322-nucleotide messenger RNA. Lineage: Eukaryota; Fungi; Basidiomycota; Agaricomycetes; Agaricales; Mycenaceae. The record is from the annotation of a GenBank genome assembly.
CUUUCCCCAUCCAGUCUUUCUUUCUUUACUCCUUCACGAACCUAUUUCUAUCUCACGGUCGUUGCUUCCAAUCUUACCAUGCUCUUGAAAUCGAGCGGCCUGCUUCAAGGCGUUUUAUUCUCUCUAUUGGCUGCUGUCGGGAGUGCCGGCACGCUGCGACGCGCUACAACUUGCAAUGGCCACAGCGAACUUUGCAACAGGAGCUACGGCAAUAUCACCUACAUUGGGGCCCACGACUCUUAUGCCGUCGGCACUAACAAUCUCGCGGUCAAUCAGGACUACGAUAUCACACAGCAACUAACAGAUGGAGUACGGAUGCUUCAGUCCCAGGUGCACAAUAACAGCGGCACUAUCCAGUUAUGUCACACCAGUUGCGUCUUGUACAACGGAGGAACGCUCCAAGAUUACUUGACGAAAGUGAAAACAUGGAUGGAUGCCAAUCCUAACGAAGUGGUGACACUGCUUAUUGUCAACUCGGACAACUUCCCGGCAUCCAGUUUCGCAUCUGUCUUCGCUGCUGCGGGCGUGGACAAGCUCUCGUACGCUCCCACGAGCCUUCCGCUGACAUACAACAACUGGCCGACAUUGAGUACUCUGAUUGACGCGGGUACACGACUGGUGACAUUCCUCGACAAUGGAGCAGAUACAACAGUUGCACCCUACCUGAUUGACGAGUUUACCAAUAUGUGGGAAACCCCAUUCGAUGUCACGACGUCGUUCGAUUGCAGUGUGAAUCGCUCGCAUGUUGCGGACACUGCGACGAGCAUGUACGUCAUCAACCAUUUCUUCGACACUGUCGUGUUCGGCAGUCCUGUUCCGGAUGUAGCGGAUGCGAACACGACGAACGCCGUGUCAGGAACCAGAGCUCUUGGCACUCAGGCUGCCCUCUGUCAGACCCAAUACGGACGACCACCGACUUUCAUGCUGGUCGAUUUCUAUGAAUACGGCGGUGGUUCCGUGUUUCAAGUCGCAGCCGGACUCAAUGGAGUGACUUAUGCUCCCACUACGCCAAUCGCAGUGCCCAUAUCUACCUCCUCCAGCUCAUCCACUAGUGGCUCAUCCACGACAGGCGGCUCUCCCUCCGAUGUCGUAGUAUCUCGCGCCCAGCUCGGCGCUGCGGUAAUUAUCGCUUCACUCGUCGCAUAUUUCAUGUAGUCGGACCUGUAUCAUUCGCGGACUAUUUCAUAUACAUCUUAUCUAUCCACCCACCUAACAUCCGCUCUGGACUAUCGAAUCACUAGCCUCAGUAAUAACUCUGUUCUUACGCUGUGAAGUGGCGGUGCGAUAAACUGAUGUGGCGGUACGAUAAUCAUUAUGAGCUGUUAUUCUGGCUGUGCCAAUUUUCUCCUUCUCCCCUCGACCACCAGUGUACCUAAGCGUGAUUUACUCGGAGAAUCAGCAGUCGAAGAGUCCUGUCUCUAUGGAAAUUCUGGGCAUCCUUUGAGCGGCCACAGGGGCCUGAAAGUGGUCAUCCCUCGCUAAGAAUGGGCAUGCUAUGUAAGGGAUCCUAGACAUCUCGAACGCAAGCACUGCAAGAUGGCUAUGUCAUCGUCCAUGCUAGACGUAGCCCGUGGUUUAGCUGUAUAUCCACCUCCAGCGCGUCGAAUGAACGGGAACAGGUCUUGUGGCAACUGGUAAGUGUGAUGAUCCAGAGCUAUCAUAUACAGAUUGCUGAUGAGAUUUCGCAGAUCCACCGCAGGUCAAUCACGAUUGGCCGAUGCGAGGCUUCACCGGUGACCGACGGGCGCGAACCAUCACUUCAAGGUUUGCCGCUGCAUCUGCGGCGGCACUGAUGCCGGCAACGAAACGCUUUCGCGGCCGCGACCAAGCCUCGCUGACGGACUUGACUCACCCACUGUCAGCGGCAUGACGAAGAUGGGCGAGCUCUCGGCCAUCCAAUUGCUGACGAUCGGCGGAAGAAGGACACGGUCCGUGGCUCAAACGCGCACAGAUCCUCAUCCGUCCACUUCGCCUCACCGAGUUCAUCCAAGAAUGGGUCAUGCGAAGGGUCUGAAAGGCUGUGUGAGUCAUGUGGUAGUGCGGGAGGAAGUCAGCUCCGAGGUCCCAUUUCGCUUGUUAUACGAAAGAUCGCGACACCCUGCGUGCAAGACACAGCCUGGAUCAUCAUCUGUUUAGAAGACGCACACAGAGAAGCGGUUGCUCCAUCUUGGGUGUGCGUCUUGCCAGUCGGCCUGAUCCGGACUGCCUAGUCUUUUGUAUCUUGUGUCCAUUUCUGGCAGCGGACACGACUCAGUUUGAUCACGACCGGGUGUAUUCUUCCGUGCGUACCACCAGGCCGGCCUUGUUGUUUGGUGUACAUGCACAAUCGGUACUGAUCUGUAGGUGCCUUCCCUUCCUUCUGCUCUCACUCUCACUCUCUCGUCCUCCUGACCCAACCUGAUGUUAUUCAUGGAGACUCCGAUUUCAUCGCGCAAUAUGUACAUCGACGAGCCAGUUGACCGUACGAUGGAGUCGAACGGGUACGUAUUGGUUGGUCUCCGAUGGGUCCCAAUGGGUGCCAGUUGGUCCCUAUAUUCCUCUCUAUUUCUCUCGCUCAGCGAAUACAACUGAAGUCUCCAAAGCCAGUGUCGUGAUCACCCACGACGACGAUUGGGGCUACAUCCUCAAGGAUGUUGGUCGGCUUCUCUCUGCCUUUGUUUCUCUGCUCAUUCUUGAUGGAAGGACGACAUCCCAAAUGCGGUUCAGAAUGUCUGCGACUUCCUGAAGCAAGUAGCACAACGAUUUGACAUCGCAUCCGAGUCAGAAGGCGGCAUCCACUAUCUCAGCCCCAAACUGAAUCGCACGGCAUGGCACAGAACAUCCUCGUCUCCCAUCAGUCCACAAGACGUUCCCACUCGGAUUACCUCAAUCUUGAUGUCUCGUGUCCGGCGACACUCGCUGAACAUGCCGGGGCCCCCUCAUCGUGAACAGUCCCAGAGUUUGCCUUUGCCGGCCAUGAAACUCAAUCAGCUGCAGUAGGAACUAUGCCUGCUUGAAGGAACUCAAUUCAGGUCCCAGUUGGCUCGCGGCCUCCAUCUCGCGCCUUUGCUUCGACAGUGCCUGUCAGAGGAUUGGAUAGCCCUGUUUCAUCUGCAGAAGAUGGCUUCUUUACACCGCUCUGCUCGACUGUUCACGCGACAUGUCCAUAGUUAUGAUGUGAGUGCAGACGGGCUCAAAGAGAAGGUCGUCUGCCACUCUUGCUCUGGCUGCAUAAUUAAAUCGUCGGCGUUAUAAGUGUAUUUAUGUACUCUGAUUUUUUUUUGUGGAAUCCUGGACCAAGUCUACAAGUCUUGUAAUCUUUCGCUGGCUAACUGGAGUCUGG